CCCGGAAGCGCAACCAACCCAGCGGCGGCCUGUGAGGGCGCCUCGUCGCGGGGUCCCUCUGCUCCUCCUCCUGGCCCUUCUCUCGCUCUCUCUCCGCGCCGAGACCGAUGCAUCCGCGGCGCCCCGAGGGCUUCGACGGCCUGGGCUACCGGGGCGGCCGGGAGGAGCCGGGGCCCUUCGGGGCCAGGCCGGAGCUGGGCCACUGGGUCAGCACCCCGCCGGACAUCCCCGGCAGCCGCAACCUCCACUGGGGCGAGAAGAGCCCGCAGCUCCUGGCCGCGGCGGCGGCGGCAGGGACCCCGCUGACCGGCCCUGGGCUGGGAGAGGAGCCCUAUGGCGGCGGCGCGGGAGGCGGCAGCGGGGCAGGGAGCGAACAGUUGAAUCGGUUUGCAGGCUUUGGGAUUGGCCUGGCAAGUUUGUUUACAGAGAAUGUUCUGGCUCAUCCUUGCAUCGUUCUGCGUCGACAGUGUCAGGUUAAUUAUCAUGCCAAGAAUUACCACCUCACACCAUUUACAAUCAUCAAUAUUAUGUAUAGCAUCAAUAAGACCCAGGGGCCCCGAGCUCUUUGGAAAGGAAUGGGAAGCACUUUCAUUGUUCAGGGUAUAACUCUUGGAGCCGAAGGUAUCAUCAGUGAAUUCACCCCCUUGCCAAGAGAGCUUUCAUAUAAAUGGAGUCCCAGGCAAAUUGGAGGACAUCUUAUUCUGAAAGGGUUGACUUAUGUGAUUGCAAUGCCUUUUUAUUCAGCAAGUCUGAUUGAAACUGUGCAAAGUGAAAUAAUUCGGGAUAAUACUGGAAUUUUGGAUUGCCUGAAAGAGGGCAUAGGCAGAGCAAUGGGCUUUGGAGUGCCCCAUAGCAAGCGUCUCCUCCCUCUUCUGGCAUUGACCUUUCCAACAGUUCUGCAUGGUGUUCUUCAUUAUAUAAUCAGUUCUGCAGUACAGAAGUUGGUCCUCCUCCUCCUUAAGAAAGAGAAUUCCUCCAGCCUGGCAACAGACAACUCAAGUUCUGUACAAAGCAUGUUGGAUGCUUAUUUUCCAGAACUUAUUGCUAGCUUUGCAGCCAGCCUUUGUGCUGAUGUCAUUCUCUACCCACUGGAGACAGUUUUGCACCGCCUUCAUAUUCAAGGGACACGCACCAUAAUUGACAAUACGGACCUUGGGUAUGAAGUUCUUCCAAUCAAUACUCAGUACGAAGGAAUGAGAGACUGUAUCAAUACCAUAAAGCGUGAAGAAGGGGUAUUGGGGUUUUACAAAGGGUUUGGGGCUGUAGUUGUACAGUAUACAUUACAUGUAGCUGUGCUGCAGUUCACUAAAAUUCUUUACUCCACACUGCUUCAAAAUGUUUCUUAAAAACUUAAUGGAUUUGGCCUCCUAAAAGGCCACACUUUCAGAAGGUAGAUAAGCAAGUGAAAUCUGAGAGUUUAGAAUCCACAUGGGUGGUUUUUCUUCUUGCUGCUUAGAAUGUUCCUUUGUAAAUAGAGAUGUGUGUUCCCUUAUGUAAUUUACACAAUACUUGAUCAAGGGGGAAAUAAAAACAUGAAAGCUGAGACAGGGCUUUUAAAAUAUAAGAAUGUAAAUAAGCUAUUUGAAAAUAUUUUAUAAAUCAGUACUACUGUGUUUAAGGUAUAUGGUUUUCAAGCUGCUGUUGAUAGAUCUUAAGACACAAUCCUAAUGGCAUUUUCUACUACAUAAACUCUGUCUGAAACAAGUGGUUGACGUGGUCUUGUCUAUAACAUCUCUCAGAGACUUACUUGCACUUAAAGAUUGUGCCUUAGGUUCUGUCUGUAGCUUGAAAUGGGAAUUAUUUUGAUGUAUUGGAAUGCCCUCAGAAACCAAUGAAAUUUGACAGUUCAGUUCAAAGAGUUUUCCAUAUGAUUGCUGUAACAUGGAUUUAAAAUCCUGAUAUUUUUAAAAGAUCAUUGCUGUGGUUAAGAAUUUGAAAGGAAAAGACAUAAGGCAGUGAUACUGGAUUAAUUUAUGUAUUUCAUGAAAAUUCCCUCAUAUCUUUCUGACAAAGAUAUAUGAUACACAAAUAAGCGUAAAGAAAAACAGUGAAAUUGAAUUUGUUCUACUUAAAUUACCUAAAAGAAUCUUGCCUACAAAUGUCCUCCAAUUCAAUAAAUCUAGAAAGCCAGCAAAUAUAAGACUUCAGAAUGAAAAUACAUAUUCAUUUGACAACCACUACAAGACAGUCACCAAAAGAAUACUUGAAAGUCAAUGUCUACUGAACUAGAAUGGCUUUUAUUAAGCAACUACCUUCAAAGCAGUUGUGUUGUAUAUCCCUCACAAUUCCUUACAGCUUUGUGUGCACAAGUACAUCAAUCAUGGCCCUGAAUUAGCUUGUUUUCAAAUCUAACUCAAAAUAUAGACACUCUGCUUGACUUUAAUGUUUCUGAUUAUUCAUGCUGUGUUUCUCACAUAAAUAUGGCUUAAUCUGUGGCCUCUAUAUUUCUAGCACAGCAGUCUGAAUUGUCCUGACUUUAGCCAUUUAAAUUCUUGUUGAACUGUUCUUUUAAAAUAGGUGAUCAUAGAGCAGAGCUCUGUUACUAUCACUAUAAUAUGUAACACACAAUUUGCUUUAUUUCUUUCCCCAGAUGUCAAGCUUUGGCUUUGUAAAACCUAAUUCCAAUAAUUAAAUGUUUAUUUUUGCUUCUGUGUGGAGGCUUGGUCUAAUGGAGGUGUCUAGAAAAAUUAUUUUUAGCAAUGGAAUAGCAUGUUAAAGAAAAACCUUUGAAAAGUUCUUGUUUCUCUCAUGCAUUAAUGUGUGUUGUAAGAAACUUGGUAUGUCUGUGUGAGUCUAGUAAAUUAAUGUUCAAAUUCAGGCUUUGUGUAUAAAAGUAUUUAUUUAAUAGACUGCAGCUGUUAGAAACACAGUGAACAAUUCUGACGCACAAGAAAUGAUCUAUAAAAGAACAGUGCAGUUGUUUGGCUUGCCAUUACCUAAUGUCCAUCAGUGUGCGAAGCUAUUCGAUUUUAUAACUGAGGAUAACAAGAGGAUUUCAGUUGUGAAAUCUGGACAGCUUUGAAGAAUGAUGCAUAAAUUACUUAAGAAAUUCAGGACAGAUUUCAGCUUUUUAAUGUAUUUGUAGAUGUAACAUUUUCAUACUGCUCUAGAAUGCUCUUGAAUACGAUAAUACUUUUAAAUGAGCGGUACAGUCUGUCACUUUAAAUAAAACUGUUCAGACAUUGUUCUGUCGUGAACCCCUGGGUCUCUACGACAUAAGGAAUUUGAUUCACUGAACCUAUAAAGGGGAAUUAAAUAAAAACUGGUGCAGGUGCCAUUUUGACAAAUCA
Messenger RNA from Sceloporus undulatus (fence lizard), 3290 nucleotides. RefSeq names its product solute carrier family 25 member 46 (gene SLC25A46). Gene Ontology annotation, biological process: mitochondrial membrane fission; axon development; mitochondrial fission. The record is from RefSeq and is a predicted model, not a curated record. The coding region runs from base 108 to 1346 and encodes 412 amino acids. Gene Ontology annotation, cellular component: mitochondrial outer membrane. NCBI's taxonomy places the organism in Eukaryota, Metazoa, Chordata, Lepidosauria, Squamata, Phrynosomatidae. The transcript is spliced from 8 exons.